AUGGCGCCUCAGAAAUUUGGCAGCAUGCGCCACAAAUCACGGCCAACGGCAAUGCGGCUUGCUCCUUUCCGAGAUGACGCUGGCUUGGUCGCACUGCGGUACGAGGAAACAAAGCAGGCAGAACCCCCGAUCCCUAUUCCUCCGCCACGGAACCCACGCCGGCUGCUGAACCGAUCCCCGUCGACCACCACAUCGCCCUCUCUCAUUGUUGUCAAUCCUCCGCCCAUUCCCCCACCCCAGGAGGAGCACCCGCUCUUCCGGACCGGGGCCCUGCCGCAAAUCGAGGAACGGAAGCGAGACUCAGGGGCCCCGACAUCGUCUUCUGUCACGCUCCGUGAAGACGGCGCUGAGGAUCCCCUUUACCAGAAGCUCCUGGCCGAUAUUGCCGAUGCACCGUCAUCAUCUUCGGCAGACGAGCAAAGCCCCCAGUUGUCCCCGGCAAUUGACAGCCCAUUCGCACCUCCUCCCCUGAGACUUUCAAUCUCGCAUCGCACAGGGGAGUCAGCAAGCGAGGUUACCUCCCCAACGCAGCCGGAUCCACAGGCGUCGCCGACGCCUCAGAUCCCUCUGACCAGGAAGCUCAGCAAAACCUUCACCAUCAAGUCGUCGAGCGGAUCAAAACGGUUACGGAAAAAGAUGCUUGGCGGCGAUAAGGUUGCAUCUCAAGAUGCGCCUCCUGUCACGGAGCGGGGCUCGCCUAAGUCGCCGAAACGGCCCAAAUCGCCCAAGUCGCUCAAGUCCCCGAAGUCCCCUGAGCUUCCCCCACACUCGACAGGGUUCCCCAGCCACGAGGGCGAACAGGAUUCUGAACGUUCUGAAUCCUUUGCGCCCAUCACCACUCCCAUUCCCGAAGAUAGUUUAUGGGACGAGUUGGGCAAUCUCUCCUUCUCCACGAGGGGGAGUAUCAUGUUUGGCGGCAAGAGCAAAUCCCCCUUCAAUCUGCUGAUGAUGUCGACAACGACGACGCCCGCGCCGGGAACAGUCGCAGCCCCUGAAGAGCAGGCCGCGAGCACAUCUCACGAUUUGACGGACCCCAAGCCGGACACUGCGAUAACAAACCAUGCCGAUGCGAUCACUGAGAAACCCCGCGCCGCCGCCCAUGUUGAUUCACUGUCUGUGCCCAGCAUUCGUGUCUCGUCGAUAGACGUAGAGAGGGAAUCACAAAAGGUGAGAUCGCUCUAUGAAUCUGGCGAUGACCUGAUGUGGGAAGAUGGGGCCCCUGUCUCGUUUGCCGAGCGUCUCGCGCCCACACAGGAAGUUCCAUCAGAAGAGGAAGAAAACGUCGUAUCAUGUCGCCAGUCAGACCCUCCUUCAGGACCUCCUUCGACUCUACCGCCAGGCGAUCAUCUCACUUCGCUUACGCGGGCAUUAGCCAUUACGCCACGGUCGGCCAAUUCCUUAUCACCGCAACGAGAUAGCCAGGUCAGGCGAGAAUACGAGUGCGCGGGCGGCAUCGAGGAUUGGGAGGAUCUAGAAGGCGCAAGUGUCGACCGUUAUGGGUUCAUAAGCAAUAAGAGGCCGGUAUCCAGAGCAGGGUCGGCAGCCGAGUUGAAAUCAUCGCAAUUUGCCCCUAGGAGGAGGAAUGUCUUGGUCAAGCGCCCGGUGACAGCCUACUCCUCGUCGGCGCCAGGAGGCGGCUUUAUGCGCCCUCCAAGCAGGAAGGUUUCGGCGCGAUCACUCAACACUUACACGUCUGAGUUGUCAACAGUCUCGCGGCGGUCAACUCGGUCGUCACUAAGGGCCGCUGCGAAUCGACUACCGCACAACAGGGACCGUAGAUGGAUGGACGAGGCCGGAGAAAUGCUGUCCCUACAAGCCGGUCUUACUGGCAUCACCGACGACGACAAGACGGGCAAGACCAUCGAAGCCCAAAAACGCAAGGAGGCGGAACGAUCCGAGAAAUGGAGGAAGAUGGCCACUGUCGUCAAGGCCGAAAAAGGAGCCCAAAGUCUAGGCCAGGCACAGGGUCAAGGAAUGAGCUACGAGUUUGACACAAAAAGCACGAAGUUGAUCGAGCGCACCUGGAAAGGGAUCCCUGACUGCUGGCGAUCGGCAGCCUGGUAUUCGUUUCUCGCGUCGAGCGCCAAGGCAUGGAACAGCAGCGAAACAGACGAGCGGCUGAUAGCCGAAUUCAAAAGACUACAAAACGUAGCAUCCCCAGAUGACGUGCAGAUUGAUCUGGAUGUGCCGAGGACUGUCAAUGGACACAUCAUGUUUCGGAGAAGAUAUCGCGGCGGUCAGCGUCUGCUGUUCCGCGUACUUCACGCCAUUUCACUCUACUUCCCCGAAACAGGCUAUGUGCAGGGCAUGGCGUCGUUGGCCGCCACGCUGCUGUGCUAUUUUGACGAAGAACGAUGCUUCGUCAUGCUUGUGCGCCUGUGGAGGUAUCGCGGACUUGAGUACCUGUAUCAGCCCGAGUUUGCCGGGCUUAUGGCAGCGCUGGAAGAUCUGGAGACCCGGUGGCUGGCCGGCAAGGACGUAGCCAGCAAACUUAAGGAACUCUCCAUUCCCGUAACCGCCUACGGCAUUAGGUGGUACCUCACCCUGUUCAACCUCUCAAUCCCCUUCCCAGCACAGCUCCGCGUGUGGGACGUGUUUAUGCUCAUGGGCGAAUGUCCGCCCGACUUAUCCGACUCGACGACCGAAGCAGAAAAGGAAAAGGGCAAGUCCAAGGAGGUAACCGGUGACAGCAACCUUGCGAGAUCCCUCAAGGGUCUUGACAUCCUGCACGCCACCAGCGCGGCCCUGAUCCACGCCCUUAGGGACGUGCUGCUGGACUCAGACUUUGAGAACGCCAUGAAGGCACUGACGGCUUGGAUCCCCAUCAAAGACGAGGACCUGUUGAUGAAGGUCGCGAGGGCUGAGUGGCGGCGGCAUCAGGGGAGAAGGGCUGCUAAGGAUAAGGAUAAAGACAAGUGA
Canariomyces notabilis is the source of this 2919-nucleotide messenger RNA. RefSeq names its product RabGAP/TBC. NCBI's taxonomy places the organism in Eukaryota, Fungi, Ascomycota, Sordariomycetes, Sordariales, Chaetomiaceae. The record is from RefSeq and is a predicted model, not a curated record. The transcript has 3 exons. Bases 1 to 2919 code for a protein of 972 amino acids.